Molecule: messenger RNA, 519 nt
Organism: Penicillium bovifimosum
Lineage: Eukaryota; Fungi; Ascomycota; Eurotiomycetes; Eurotiales; Aspergillaceae
Exons: 3
Coding region: 1-519 (172 amino acids)
Source: RefSeq, a predicted model, not a curated record
AUGGUCCUCUCAAACUCCAGAAAGCACUCGGCUGGCACUACGUUCGCCGGUUUCACGUUCGUGACCGGCAUGCUCUUAUCAUCAAGACCUGCCGAGAAGCCGACGGCAGCUUUCGUGUCUCGUUUGUGCGAGGCAAUAUCGGCACCAGCCUACCAGGGCCACAUUGUGUAUUGUCUCCAGGAUAGUCACAUGGUGGCCUCUAGGCGGAAAGAAAGUGUCACUUUAUCCCCUCAACUUGCAGAAGUUAAUCGGAGGGGCCAUGACCUGAAUGUCGUUUGGUGCGCCCACACAACACCCAGACCGUCCCUGGCUUGCAACGCCAAUUCAAUCAGCAUUUCCGUGUACGCCGCGCGAUUGUUGCUCGUUGUCGGCAUUUUCUACACAAACUUCAAUGAGGAGGAUUUCAUUGGCUGUUUUCGAUUCACGGCUGAUAUCCUGGACUACAAGAACAGCAGCGAGCAGGGAAAAUCCUACAUCAGAAAUAUCUGGGCGAACAUUGCAACGAAGAUCAAGUUCUAG